AUGUCCGCCCCCGUCACCUCCCUGUGGUGGCCAGAGGAUCGCGUGAAAGCCACCCUCUGCCCGGAAUAUGUCUUUAGCCAGCUUCCUUCCCAUGUCUUGCACCGUCUGGUCGCUUCGCUGCCCUGGGGAGAGGGCUUGACCAGCGAAUCCUACCUCGACUGCAUCAUUGCCAAGGCGGGCAGACUCUUUCUCAUCCUCGUCGACAUCGGCAUCCCCGAUCGGAUCUUCACCUUGAUCGAUGAGUCUCUGGAUGACUCGGAUCUGCCGUUCUCCGCCUCCAGCGUCAAGCGCCUGCCGCUAUCUGCCGAGGACCCGGAUCCCGAUCUCGAUCAUAGGUUCUUCCUGGCUCAAUGGCGGUUCAUUGUACGCGGAAUCCCCGCGGGGGACCAUGUGAAAUACACCCAGAACGAGGGCGUACCGGUCGAGCUGCUACGCACAGGGCCAUCCUUGGUAAGAGAAGGCGUUGAAAAGGUGGUGCUGGCCGGUGCGCCCUGUCGUGUCCUCCUGCGCACGCAAGUCACCGUCGGCGGAGCACCGCACUUCUUCGAGGAGAACGAGGUAUUGGAGGAGAUUCGCUCCUUGAGGCGAUUGGCCCAUGACCAUGUUUACUCGAUCUAUGCAUCCUACUUUGUGGACAACACGGUUUGCAUCUUAUUCUCCGGAGUCUAUGAACGCACUCUCAUGUCCUUUCUCACUGACAUGCCGCAACCAUUCAAGCGUCUCCCGAAAGACAAGCGACGGCAGAUAUUGGUAAAUUGGCCGCAUUGUCUAGCCAAUGGAUUGUCUUGGCUACAUGCGCACAGCCACGCGCACAGCGUCAUCCGCCCGUCCAACAUCUUGGUCGAUGCUGAGUUCCGGGUCUACCUAGGUCAAUUUGAGGCACUCGACACGCUGCUGUCUCCGGCCAAGCUGGAUGACGUUGAGUCAUAUCAGUAUGGGUCCCCAGAGCGCUGGGUGCGCUCGGUGAGCGUUCAAGAUACGAAUGUCACGCGACCCACGAUAAGUCUCCCCUCUGGGAGUCGUUCCGCGCGCAAACAGUCAUCCGCAUCGUCCACCCGCCCGUCGUUCCUUAGCCUGUCGAGACUCCGCGGCUCUCUGCCGUCGGAUGGCGAGACGGACAGUCCACGCGCAGAUUCCGUCACCUCGCAAGGCACUGCCAUUCGCAUUGGCAUGCAAGGCUCCUCGUCACGCAUCUCUUUCACACAGUCAUCCUCCUCCGGAUCGAGUACGGGGAGUGUCCGCAAGCGCGCCAUCGGAUCCAUCAAACGGCCCAUGUUCUAUACGCCCUCCAUCACCUCCUCCCACUCCUCGGGGUCGUCUUCCGCUGCCUCUGCGAUUUACCACCCAAUCGGCUACCCCAUCAUUGGCACCAACGCUGCCAUAGUUCAGACAUGGCAAACCCGCCAAACCGACCCGGAAGCCUCCGAUAUCUUCUCCCUGGGGGCUGUGAUCCUCGAUAUCUUCACCGUUCUCUGCAAGCGUAAGCUGUCCGCCUUCUCGCACCACCGUGGAGCCAAGAAUCGCACUGCUGGCCGUGGAGGCGGCGUUGCCGACUGCUCCUUCCACCUCGAUCGAAACGCCGGCCAGGUAUGUUCGUGGAUCACGCUCCUGGACAAUGAUGCCAAGAAACACAAAGACCCUAUCUUCCAGGCCGUCCGCCCGAUGCUCGAUGUCGUGCGCGUCAUGCUGAGCAGAGAUCCCAUCGACCGCCCCUCGGCGUUCCAGGUCGAACAGCGCUUCGCGUGCGCGCUUCAGAAGCUGGACGGCGUUCGGCCCCUGCACUGCGCAUCUAAACUCCAACACCACGCACCACGAUCCCAGAAUGCUCUGCGCGUGGGCACCCACAAGAACGCCGAUCUAUCCUCAAACAACCUGAUUGUCCCGCGCGCAGGGCCCGCAGCGCCCCGGUCACCUUCCUCUCUCAGCAGCGUCCCUGCUCCCACGGAGUACUCCCCCACUGCGCAAACCGCCCCCAGCCCCUCCGGAGGCCCCGUGAGCUACCAACCCUCCUCGACCGCCUCAAUUUCCAGCUCCAGUCUCCCCGACUGCUAUCUGACGGAUAGCUAUAUCACCGCCAGCAGCGACACGGACCACGAACACGACCGGUACAUCAGCUCCAGGACUGCAUCCCCGUCCCCCUGGCUGGAUCCAGAGUAUGCGUCCGGCCCGACCAUGCACCAGGAUCCUUCGUGGAACUAUAGUAUGGCCAUGAGGAAGAACUAA
Molecule: messenger RNA, 2223 nt
Organism: Aspergillus saccharolyticus JOP 1030-1
Lineage: Eukaryota; Fungi; Ascomycota; Eurotiomycetes; Eurotiales; Aspergillaceae
Product: protein kinase domain-containing protein
Exons: 1
Coding region: 1-2223 (740 amino acids)
Biological process (GO): protein phosphorylation
Cellular component (GO): cytoplasm
Molecular function (GO): ATP binding; protein serine/threonine kinase activity
Source: RefSeq, a predicted model, not a curated record